AUGGAAUUCAAACGCGUGGCCCCCGGAGGAAGUGACAGGCCCAGGAUGCAAGAUCGAUGGCGAUACAACGAUUUUGAAGCCCCGAGACUGCCACGGUCUCCCCCCAUGACACCUCCAGGCGAGAUCGGUAGUACGUACGACAUGGACGAACAGCUGGGGGAUGCUCCAGAUUAUUGGCUGUCUUCGUGGCCGAGCGAGAUGUCAGGAGUUGCUUUCACGACGGUGAUGAUGAAUCCUCCUCUUUUGCCGGAGCUUACCCAUUUUGCAGAGGCCGGUUCGAUGCCAACAAUGCCGCUGGAAUGGGACAUGUCGGAGCUUCCUGAUCUUCCCUCGGUAGAGGCCCUCCGAUUGUUUUCUCCGAUGGAAGACGUGUUUCUUCCGGAUAUGCCGCCUUCCCCGGACUUUACGUCUGCGGAACUGCCUUCUUCCACAGACAUCCUUGCUCUUCUGGAACAUGCUUUCUUUCUUGGUACCGCUUCAGCAGCGAGUACCUGGAACACUACUUCUGAGGACUGCACUUCUGUAAUUGCCGCCCAGAGCACCCUGCCAGCACGUGCUAAUCCAGAGGUGGCGAUUCGCGCGACUGCUAUAGAUAGUGGAAUCUGCGCCAUCAUCCCCGGUAGUGCGUGGUGGGAACGAGGCCUGGCUCCUCCGGCAAUGAGUUAUCUCGAUAGUUUGCGACUGGCGAUCAUAGCAGUGGACCGCACGGAGAUAAUCACCAACCUGCUCAAGGCAAAGGAGUUCUUCGACGCCGAUCGUCUCAACGAGGCCGAGGCUUUGAUCACUUCGCAGCUGGCUGUUGCCCAGGACAAGGGAUAUCCGACCCUGAUCGGCCGCUGUCACUACUGGCUGGGCCGUGUUGCGUACGCCCGCAACGACAUCGAUGGUGCGCACGUCCAUUUCUUGGCCGCGGCGCCGUGCGUCGACGACUGCUAUGAGGGAGACUUUGUCGCGAGUUAUCUGGAAGCUACCCGGUCGGACAUCACGGAGUGGGAGACUGCCGGGCUGGUUUGCGAGGACCCGACUCUGCUGUAUCCUGGUUCCGUGACGGGAUGGAAGCAGUGUACCGACAUUCUUCCUCUGGCCGGCACCGAAACUUCCGGCAUGUCAGAGAUGAUAGAUGUGGCGGGGGUGGACAGGGGAGUUCAAGUCGACAACACCGAUCUGCAGAGAUACGUGGAGACAUGGAAGUCCCAUACUCCUUCUCGGGAGAAAAGAUGCCAGAAGUCCCUGUCGGCCUUGCGGAUUAAAUUGAGAAAAUUCGGCCCCCGGUCGAAAAGAUGUCAUGUCCAUUCCAGCUCGAAGGCUGCUCAGAGAACUGCUAUAUCUGAGCCGAAACAAAAACGUCGGCACGGACAUGGACACAACUUGGAGAAGCAAAUAGACGCCACAAGCCAGAAACAGCACAAAAAGACAGUCUCUUGGCUCCUUUAA
Molecule: messenger RNA, 1434 nt
Organism: Penicilliopsis zonata CBS 506.65
Lineage: Eukaryota; Fungi; Ascomycota; Eurotiomycetes; Eurotiales; Aspergillaceae
Exons: 1
Coding region: 1-1434 (477 amino acids)
Source: RefSeq, a predicted model, not a curated record